GGUAACUAGAAACGAAAGUAAACGGGAGGGUAAACAGACGCCAUUUCGGUUAUUUAAAAGGCUGCAUAUUUUGUGAGGAUAAUCAAUCUCACAACACUCCUUUUACAAAUGAGAGUGGGAGGACACUGCCUCCAAAAUGAGUCUUCAUAACAAGAGAAAAAAUGAGAGCACGAAGAGUGAUCAAUGCAUGAGGACUGAUCCUCCUGAAUCCCAUCAUGGAACCUCUGACCCCAGUAUCAGCAAGACAAAAACACAGAGAUCGAAAUCUCCAGGACCCAGUGGUGUGUCUAUGAAGAGUAACAAAUCCAUUCUGCAGCCCCCUGAACUCAGUAACAAACCAGGGACCUCUGACCCUCCGGGAGAAAAACUUGACUUGAUCAGAUCUAAUCAGUCCACUACAUCUCACUAUCAAACACAAAUUAAUCAAGACAAGACUAAAAUAGUCCUGCAGACAUACACACUGGAGACUGGAGACCUGCGGAGAGUCAAAGACAAACACAAAACCAGCAUGAAAAUCAAGUAUGGGAGCUUGUUUGAGGGAAUCAAAACAAAGGAGACCCUCCUGAACAAGAUCUACACACAACUCUACAUUAUAGAGGGAGAGAGUAAAGGAGUGAAUGAAGAACAUGAGGUUUUACAGAUGGAGAAAACAGCCAGAACAAAACACUCACAAGACACUCCAAUCUACUGCAGUGACAUCUUUAAAGCCUCAGCUGAACCAGGAUGUGAGGAGAAAGACCAGAUCAAGACUGUUCUUACUAAAGGCAUCGCUGGAAUCGGAAAAACCAUCUCCGUGCAGAAGUUCAUUCUGGACUGGGCCGAGGGAAAAGCCAAUCAGGAUGUAGAUUUCAUGUUUGUGCUUCCAUUUCGAGAGCUGAACUUGAUCCAAGAUCAUCAGUACAGUCUUCACAGACUUCUGCUGGACUUUCAUCCUGCACUUAAAGAUCUUGACUCAAAGAUUUAUGAGGAGUGUAAAGUUGUGUUCAUCUUUGAUGGUCUGGAUGAAAGCAGAAUCACACUGAUGUGUUCAGAUGAUCAGAAAGUUUGUGAUGUGACUGGGACUUCAUCGGUGGGUGUGUUGAUGUCAAACCUCAUGAAAGGAGAGCUGCUUCCCUCUGCUCUCAUCUGGAUCACCUCCAGACCAGCAGCAGCCAAUCAGAUCCCCUCCGAAUACAUCAACCGUCUGACAGAAAUUCAGGGAUUCGCUGAGCCUCAGAAGGAGGAAUAUUUCAGGAAGAGAAUCAGUGACCAGCAUCAAGCCAGCAGAAUCAUCUCACACAUCAGAAGAGCAAGAAGCCUCCACAUCAUGUGCCACAUCCCCGUCUUCUGCUGGAUCUCAUCCACUGUGCUUCAGAAGCUCCUGGAAGAAGAUCUGAGUGCAGAAAUCCCUCAAACUCUGACUGAAAUGUACAUCCACUUCCUGCUGAUUCAGAUCAACAUGAGGAACCAGAAGUAUGAAGAGAAAGAAUCAGAGAAACUCCUGCAGUCCAACAGAGAAGUGAUUGUGAAACUUGCUGAAGUGGCUUUCAAACAGCUGAUGAAGGGCAAUGUGAUGUUCUAUGAGGAGGACCUGAUUGAGAGCGGCCUAGACGUCACUGAUGCCUCAGUGUAUUCUGGAAUUUGCACUGAGAUCUUUAAAGAGGAAUCUGUGAUUCAUCAGAGGAAAGUCUACAGCUUCAUUCAUCUGAGCGUUCAGGAGUUUCUCGCUGCAUUUUAUGUGUUUUACUUCCGUGUAAGCAGCACUUCAGAAGCAUUAUUAGAUUCACUGCAUAAUUUGCAUAAAAGAGCAGUAGAUAAAGCCCUUGAGAGUGAGAAUGGACACCUGGAUCUGUUCCUGCGUUUCCUGCUGGGCGUCUCACUGGAGUCCAAUCAGAGACUCUUACAGGAUCUACUGACACACACAGAGAACAGUUCAGAGAGCAUCAGGAGAACCACACAGUACAUUAAAGAGAAGAUCAAAGAUGGACAAAGACUCUCCACUGAAAGAUCCAUCAAUCUUUUCCUCUGUCUGCUGGAAGUCAAUGAUCAGGCUCUGUCUAGAGAGAUUCAUGAGUUUGUGAAAUCAGACAAACACUCAGAGAAGAAACUCUCUCCUGCUCAUUGCUCAUCAAUUGCCUACAUGCUUCAGAUGUCAGAGGAGCCUCUGGAUGAGCUGGAUCCCAUGAAAUUCAACACAUCAGAUGAGGGGAGAAGAAGACUGAUACCAGCUGUGAUCAACUGCAAAAAAGCUCUUUUUGCUGGCUGUAAUCACACUGGUCAGUCCUGUAACAUUGUGGCAUCAGCUCUACAAUCCUCAGACUGUGUCCUGAGAGAGCUAGAUCUGAGUAACAAUGACCUGCAGGAUUCAGGGGUGAAGCUGCUCUCUGAUGGACUGAAGAGACAAAACUGUCAGCUGGAGAUACUGAGGUUGUCAGGCUGUAUGGUGACCGAGGAAGGCUGUGGUUAUUUGUCUUCAGCUCUGAGUUCAAACCCCUCACACCUGAGAGAGCUGGAUCUGAGCUACAAUCACCCAGGACCAUCAGGAGUCCAGCUGCUCAAACACAGACUGAAGGAUCCAAACUAUAAACUGCAGAUACUCAGUUUGGACCACGGAGGAUAUUUCAGGAUCAUGCCAGGACUGCGAAAAUACGCCUGUGAUCUCACACUGGAUCCAAACACAGCACACACUCAACUCAUCCUGUCUGAAGACAACAAAAAAACAAUAUGUGUAAAAGAGGAGCAGUUGUAUCUUGACUGUCCAGAGAGAUUUGAGCGCUUUGAGCAGAUUCUGUGUGGAGAGAGUCUGACUGGACGCUGUUACUGGGAGGCUGAAUGGAGUGGAUGGGCUCAUAUUGCAGUGGCAUAUAAAGGAAUCAGCAGGAAAGGUGGGAGCGACUGUCGGUUUGGACUCAAUGAGAAGUCCUGGAAUCUUUACUGCUGUGAUACGAUUUACUCUGUCUGGCACAAUAAUAACAGGACAAACAUUUCUGUCCCUUCAUCUUCAUCUACUAGAGUAGGAGUGUAUCUGGACUGGCCAGUCGGCACUCUUUCCUUCUACAGCGUCUCUGACACACACACACUCACACACUUACACACAUUCAACACCACAUUCACUGAACCCCUCUAUGCUGGAUUUAGACUGUAUCCCGAUUCUUCAGUGUUUCUCUGUCAAAUUUAAAUUUUCAAAGGAAAUGCAGAGACGCAUAUGCCAGCUAAAUUCCACUACAGAGCAUAUAAAUGAAAUGGUAUUUGUGACUUUUGUAGUUAGGAGAAAUAAUUGCAAUAUUAGGAUCACAAUUACCAAAAAUAAAGGACCGAUUUAGGGAUAUGAACUUCAAAUGGCAAUAAAUAAAGUUCUUCAGCACUUCUGAAACAAAGAUGCAGUUACCUUUAGCUCCAGGCUUUCACAGACAUAUUUUCAUAGUAUCUUUUCAGUAUCAUUUUACUAUGUUUAUCAUAUUGAGAAGUUUUGAUUGGCUUUCACAGACCAAUUCCCCUUACAUUUGAGGUAAUAUUUUUUAAAUUAAUUUAUUUAUCUAGUACUUUAUUUAAAUUUUACACUACAUUUCAUAACGUCUGAAAACGUCUGUUUUUUUUCACCUGUAGAUUUUAAAGGGUCUGACCGCAGGUCACUGGUAUCAGAUAUCAUCUGUCGUUGUCUGUGUUUUAGUUGAGUUACAGAAAGUCAAAUUGACAUUUUAUGUUACUGUUACAUUUUUGCUGUAUGCACUGUUUACAUUUCCUUUUCCCCCAUAUUCUGGAUUAUUUAUUAAUUAUUAAUUAACCUGACUGCAUCUAUUUGACUUCAUGUGACUACAGCUGUGACAGUAAUGUUUAAGUUUCAGAUGUUUCAGACCAGGCAAAAAUGUUUGUAACAGCUGCACUGUUUAAUACUGGGUUACAGGUGGUUUUCUUCAAAAUAUGUUUGCUGGUAAGGCUUUGAAAUAUGCAAGUUUCAUUUAGUGGAUACAAAGAUAUUAGUUAUAUUAUAAUAUAUACCAUUUGGAUGUACAGUACACAGUAAAACCCCCAGUGUUAAAUCAACACUCCCAGU
Messenger RNA from Onychostoma macrolepis, 4033 nucleotides. RefSeq names its product NLR family CARD domain-containing protein 3-like. The coding region runs from base 137 to 3157 and encodes 1006 amino acids. Gene Ontology annotation, molecular function: protein binding. The record is from RefSeq and is a predicted model, not a curated record. The transcript has 8 exons. NCBI's taxonomy places the organism in Eukaryota, Metazoa, Chordata, Actinopteri, Cypriniformes, Cyprinidae.